AUGACCUGGCAGCAAGAGUUCUGGUCAUGGAUGACCCCAUCCUACGUCAAAACCGCUGAGCCUCCAGCAAUUGGUCAAAAGGCGCCUUCGACACCAAAGCUCACAGUUCCCAAAGAUGGGAAACCCACAAUCAUUGCCUUCCUGAGGCACUGCGGCUGUCCUUUCGCAGAGAAGACUUUCCUCAACCUGCGCGACGCUGCCGCUGCGCACCCCAACGUCCAAUUCAUCGGCGUCUCACACAGUGACCAAGGCUCAACAGACCGCUGGCUUGCCGCUCUGCCCGACACACCCAAGAACACUCAGCCCAAUCUGCAAAUCGUCGUAGACGCUGAACGCGAAGCAUAUGGUGCAUACGGCCUCGGCAUCUCGAGCUUCCUACACGUCAUGUCGCCGGCUGGCUUGAGCAACUUGAACAAGCUGGGUAAGGAAGAGGGCAUCUGGAACAGGCCCACUGAGAGCGGGAACAGGUGGCAGACAGGAGGCAACUACGGGGUGGAUAAGAAUGGUAUCGUCCAGUGGAACGGAAUGCAUCAGCGGGCUGACGAUAUGUCUGAUUUCAAGAAGGGCAUCUCUCUUGUAACUGCAUACUAG
Molecule: messenger RNA, 591 nt
Organism: Macroventuria anomochaeta
Lineage: Eukaryota; Fungi; Ascomycota; Dothideomycetes; Pleosporales; Didymellaceae
Exons: 2
Coding region: 1-591 (196 amino acids)
Source: RefSeq, a predicted model, not a curated record